Messenger RNA from Gamsiella multidivaricata, 690 nucleotides. RefSeq lists its product as uncharacterized. The record is from RefSeq and is a predicted model, not a curated record. The transcript has a single exon. NCBI's taxonomy places the organism in Eukaryota, Fungi, Mortierellomycota, Mortierellomycetes, Mortierellales, Mortierellaceae. Gene Ontology annotation, molecular function: DNA binding. Gene Ontology annotation, biological process: DNA recombination; DNA integration. The annotation marks the transcript as partial.
UUUCGGAGCUCGAUGAGGAUGCUUCAGACCCGCACUAUCACCGACUUCAAGGCACUCGACCUUGACCUUACCCCGGCGGUCCGCUAUUUGGAAGUCCUGCCAGCGAACGCACGGUUGUCUUUGGAGCAGAUCACACGCAAGCUCUGCUGGUUACUGGCUGUGGUGGGCAUGUUCCGCGGAGACGACAUAGCCUGCAUCGACAUCGCUCACGCGCACUUUCGAGUCACCUCACAAGUGGCAAUCCUCCCCGUGGCCUUGCCCAAAGAGAAGCGACGUCAUGGACGGAUCCGCAAGUUCACAACCAUACAGGCGCAUACCAACGCAGCCCUUUGCCCGGUAACGACACUGCAAGAGUACAUUUCUCGCCUGCCAUCAGAGGAGGACCUAAUGCCGCACCACAAGGACUCUGAGGUGCUCAUCCGCCCUCUGGUGCGCGACAGACGCAACGUCUCCAAGGCCGUUGGACCCGAUACGAUCAACAAGCAUAUCAACGCGAUUACCGAUAUACCCGAGCGGCCUGCCUCCUCUUCCCGUCCUCGAGCGCGGGCCAUCGGUGCCUCAGCCGCGUUCACGAACGGUGCACCCAAGGACGACAUCCUGGUCCAAGUCAAUUGGUCGUCGUCCGUCAUGUUCGACAGCUUCUAUAGGUUGAGUGGCACCACCUCUACCAACUUUACGACGGCUGUCCUC